Messenger RNA from Brettanomyces nanus, 1395 nucleotides. RefSeq lists its product as uncharacterized. Gene Ontology annotation, molecular function: sterol binding. The record is from RefSeq and is a predicted model, not a curated record. Lineage: Eukaryota; Fungi; Ascomycota; Pichiomycetes; Pichiales; Pichiaceae. Gene Ontology annotation, cellular component: membrane; cytosol; intracellular membrane-bounded organelle. The transcript is spliced from 2 exons. The coding region runs from base 1 to 1395 and encodes 464 amino acids.
AUGAAAACGGAAAGCACCGCAAUGCCUUCAUUCACCUCCAAACUAUUGGGUCGAUCGAGCUCCGAUAGUAAGAAAACAUCGGUGUCAUCAUCUCGGAAGAACACUUCAGCUUCGACUACCAAUACCAAUGGCUGUGAGAAUGUCGAUGAUAUCGAUGAAGUGGAUGAACAAGGUCAAAGCAUAUUACUGGGGAUUAUAGCACAGCUAAGACCGGGUUGUGACUUGUCUAGAAUUACUUUGCCUACAUUCAUUUUGGAAAGAAAAUCGCUGUUGGAAAGGAUCACCAGUCAAUUGCAGCAACCCGACAUUGUAAUGAAAGCCGAGGCUACCAGGGACGACUCCUUGGAACGAUUCUUACUUGUUGUUAAGUGGUACAUGUCUUGCUGGCACAUCGCACCGAAGGCGGUUAAGAAGCCAUUGAAUCCAAUUUUGGGAGAGUUCUUCACUUGCUAUUGGGACUUGCCUAACGGUGAGCAAGCCUACUAUAUAUCAGAACAGACGUCUCAUCAUCCUCCUAAAUCGUCAUACUUUUAUACAAUUCCCUCUUCUAAUCUAAGGGUUGAUGGAAUCGUGAUUCCAAAGUCUCGAUUUUUAGGAAAUUCCACGGCUGCCAUCAUGGACGGAGUUACAAGACUUUCAUUUAUGGAUAUCAGAGACCCAGAAACUGGAGAACCUGAGACCUACACCCUUACACAGCCAAACAUGUACGGACGUGGUAUUCUUUUUGGCUCUUUGAAGUUCGAAUUAGGAGAUCAUAUGGUUGUGAAGUGUCCUAGCACCGGUUAUGAAGCGGAUAUUGAGUUCAAGACGAAAGGUUUUAUCUCUGGCACCUAUAAUGCCAUCCACGGUGUCAUAAUUGAUACACGGACAGACGAAACGUUGUAUGAAAUUACAGGUAAGUGGAACGAGCAGAUGUACAUUAAAGAUUUGGACUCUGACGAGAAGAAGAUAUUUUGGGAUUGCGAUGAAGCCAAUCCAUUGAGACCUAAGGUUAGACCUCUUGAAGAACAGGGCGACUAUGAGAGUCGGAAGCUAUGGAAGAAAGUCACAGAUGCUUUAGCUGAUAGGGACCAUAAAAUAGCUACAGAUGAGAAAUUUAAGAUCGAAGAAGAACAACGGAAAGAAGCUACAGCCAGAGAAGAAGAAGGGGUGGAGUUUCAUCCAAAGCUUUUCAAACCGCUAUCGAUUGAAGAAUCAGUUGAAGAUGGUAACGAUAAGUUGGAAUUCAUCAUUUACAAGGACCGUUCGCUUGAUAAAGACUUUGCCGAGCAUGAUACUGAAUCCAUAAAAAAACACAUCUUUGAGAUGGCUCCGAUUCUUCCUGGCCAGAAAUUCGAUAAGCAGUUCCGUAUUCCUGCUUAUGAGAAGAUUGCGGACCAACCCGGAGAAGAGUGA